This is a messenger RNA of Gorilla gorilla gorilla (western lowland gorilla), 2667 nucleotides long. RefSeq names its product cyclin dependent kinase 2 (gene CDK2). The record is from RefSeq and is a predicted model, not a curated record. Gene Ontology annotation, cellular component: cyclin-dependent protein kinase holoenzyme complex; nucleus; cytoplasm. NCBI's taxonomy places the organism in Eukaryota, Metazoa, Chordata, Mammalia, Primates, Hominidae. The transcript has 7 exons. Gene Ontology annotation, molecular function: ATP binding; cyclin-dependent protein serine/threonine kinase activity; cyclin binding. Gene Ontology annotation, biological process: regulation of gene expression; signal transduction; G1/S transition of mitotic cell cycle. The coding region runs from base 599 to 1495 and encodes 298 amino acids.
AACGACUCCUCUGAGGCCCAGGAUUCCUUUGCAACGAGAUUCCUGGCUUCCUGGUUUCCAAAGGAGGCUCCUGGGCCAGGUGGAAUUUAACCUUAGGUCGAUACAUAUUUUCCCCAGGAGUGGUGAAAAUAGUGAGUUAGAAAUCAAGAAAUCCCUACAGACUAGAGACAUAGGUAGGAAACUUGGACCCAAAGCAGGUACUUGGGAAGAGUGUUCAGCCGCCCCACCGGGGAAGAAACUUGUCUAGCCCCCAAGAACCAAACUUGCCUGGGGCGGGAUCAUUUGCGGGGAGGAGCGCUGGGCUCGCCCCCCGGCUCUGACGUUGACCAAUAGAAAGGCCUGGGGGCGGAGCCAGGGAAACGCGGGAAGCAGGGGCGGGGCCUCUGGUGGCGGUCGGGAACUCGGUGGGAGGCGGCAACAUUGUUUCAAGUUGGCCAAAUUGACAAGAGCGAGAGGUAUACUGCGUUCCAUCCCGACCCGGGGCCACGGUACUGGGCCCUGUUUCCCCCUCCUCGGCCCCCGAGAGCCAGGGUCCGCCUUCUGCAGGGUUCCCAGGCCCCCGCUCCAGGGCCGGGCUGACCCGACUCGCUGGCGCUUCAUGGAGAACUUCCAAAAGGUGGAAAAGAUCGGAGAGGGCACGUACGGAGUUGUGUACAAAGCCAGAAACAAGUUGACGGGAGAAGUGGUGGCGCUUAAGAAAAUCCGCCUGGACACUGAGACUGAGGGUGUGCCCAGUACUGCCAUCCGAGAGAUCUCUCUGCUUAAGGAGCUUAACCAUCCUAAUAUUGUCAAGCUGCUGGAUGUCAUUCACACAGAAAAUAAACUCUACCUGGUUUUUGAAUUUCUGCACCAAGAUCUCAAGAAAUUCAUGGAUGCCUCUGCUCUCACUGGCAUUCCUCUUCCCCUUAUCAAGAGCUAUCUGUUCCAGCUGCUCCAGGGCCUAGCUUUCUGCCAUUCUCAUCGGGUCCUCCACCGAGACCUUAAACCUCAGAAUCUGCUUAUUAACACAGAGGGGGCCAUCAAGCUAGCAGACUUUGGACUAGCCAGAGCUUUUGGAGUCCCUGUUCGUACUUACACCCAUGAGGUGGUGACCCUGUGGUACCGAGCUCCUGAAAUCCUCCUGGGCUGCAAAUAUUACUCCACAGCUGUGGACAUCUGGAGCCUGGGCUGCAUCUUUGCUGAGAUGGUGACUCGCCGGGCCCUAUUCCCUGGAGAUUCUGAGAUUGACCAGCUCUUCCGGAUCUUUCGGACUCUGGGGACCCCAGAUGAGGUGGUGUGGCCAGGAGUUACUUCUAUGCCUGAUUACAAGCCAAGUUUCCCCAAGUGGGCCCGGCAAGAUUUUAGUAAAGUUGUACCUCCCCUGGAUGAAGAUGGACGGAGCUUGUUAUCGCAAAUGCUGCACUACGACCCUAACAAGCGGAUUUCUGCCAAGGCAGCCCUGGCUCACCCUUUCUUCCAGGAUGUGACCAAGCCAGUACCCCAUCUUCGACUCUGAUAGCCUUCUUGAAGCCCCCAGCCCUAAUCUCACCCUGUCCUCCAGUAUGGGCUUGACCAGGCUUGGCCUUGGGCUAUUUGGACUCAGGUGGGCCCUCUGAUCUUGCCUUAAACACUCACCUUCUAGUCUUGGCCAGCCAACUCUGGGAAUACAGGGGUGAAAGGGGGGAACCAGUGAAAAUGAAAGGAAGUUUCAGUAUUAGAUGCACUUAAGUUAGCCUCCACCACCCUUUCCCCCUUCUCUUAGUUAUUGCUGAAGAGGGUUGGUAUAAAAAUAAUUUUAAAAAAGCCUUCCUACACGUUAGAUUUGCUGUACCAAUCUCUGAAUGCCCCAUAAUUAUUAUUUCCAGUGUUUGGGAUGACCAGGAUCCCAAGCCUCCUGCUGCCACAAUGUUUAUAAAGGCCAAAUGAUAGCAGGGGCUAAGUUGGAGCUUUUGAGAACCAAGUAAAACAAAACCACUGGGAGGAGUCUAUUUUAAAGAAUUCGGUUGAAAAAAUAGAUACAAUCAGUUUAUACCCUAGUUAGUGUUUUGCCUCACCUAAUAGGCUGGGAGACUGAAGACUCAGCCCGGGUGGGGCUGCAGAAAAAUGAUUGGCCCCAGUCCCCUUGUUUGUCCCUUCUACAGGCAUGAGGAAUCUGGGAGGCCCUGGGACAGGGAUUGUGCUUCAUUCCAAUCUAUUGCUUCACCAUGGCCUUAUGAGGCAGGUGAGAGAUGUUUGAAUUUUUCUCUUCCUUUUAGUAUUCUUAGUUCUUCAGUUGCCAAGGAUCCCUGAUCCCAUUUUCCUCUGAAGUCCACCUCCUACCCCAUAGGAGUUAGAAGUUAGGGUUUAGGCAUCAUUUUGAGAAUGCUGACACUUUUUCAGGGCUGUGAUUGAGUGAGGGCAUGGGUAAAAAUAUUUCUUUAAAAGAAGGAUGAACAAUUAUAUUUAUAUUUCAGGUUAUAUCCAAUAGUAGAGUUGGCUUUUUUUUUUUUUUUUUUUUGGUCAUAGUGGGUGGAUUUGUUGCCAUGUGCACCUUGGGGUUUUGUAAUGACAGUGCUAAAAAAAAAAAGCAUUUUUUUUUUCGUUUAUGAUUUGUCUCUGUCACCCUUGUCCUUGAGUGCUCUUGCUAUUAACGUUAUUUGUAAUUUAGUUUGUAGCUCAUUAAAAAAAUGUGCCUAGUUUUAUAGUUCA